AUGUCGCUGAUCCAACACGUGUCCGCUCUCGAGGGCAUCGACCGUGAACCAGAAACAGACAUUGGCGAAGAUUUUACACCGAUUCGUCGGAAAAUCAGCUACGAUGUUCUUCAGCCGCCCACUCAACCUGUUCCGGUCGUCGAGCCUGCUCCCGGCAUCCCAGCUUAUAAGCAUUCCGCACUGAAGAGAAUAGCCCAGGUCGCAUUCACGAUUUUCGCGUGUUGGGUCGCGUCGGGAAUUGUGUUCGGGUUUGCCGCGUUGAAGCCCGUUCUUGUCGAGGAAGGUGUCUAUCAUGAUCAGUGCACCGAGGAUGAGUUACGCGAUGGGAUAGAAUUAUGCAAGCAGCAGGAUCUUGGGCUUAACUUUUUUUUCACCGUCGCGUCUAUCACGGCCAAUGUGUCCGCACUCCCGGUUGGAACAAUCCUCGAUCGCUAUGGAUCACGCGUCUGUGGUUUUAUCGGAUGCUUUAUAAUGAUGGCUGGGAGCUUGCUCAUGGCCUCUUCAUUUCGUCGACCGGGUUUCGAGGGCCUUCUGGCUGGCAACUUCUUCUUGGCUCUCAGCGGGACUUUUAUCUUUGUGCCAUCAUUCCAAAUCGCCAAUGCAUUCCCCCGGUAUGCGGGUUCGAUUGUCGCGCUGAUAACUGGAGCUUUUGAUGCUUCAGCGGCCGUAUUCCUAUUCUAUCAAUCUGCCUACGAGGCAUCGGGCCGGACCUUCACCCCCGACCGAUUCUUCUUGGGAUAUCUGGUCGUCCCAGCGCUGAUCUUUCUGGCCCUGCUUACAUUCAUGCCAAAACGUGAUUAUGUUCCACCAUUCGAACUGGAAAACAAAAUGGAAUGGGCGGAGGACGCAACGCAUGACGUGCACUCUUCUGACGAUGAAAUCGAGAGCGAUCGUGAACUCCGACGAGUGCGCAGUAAGCGUGCUGAGCGCCGAAAGCUUAAAGCGCGCAAGCUUCAUGAUGUGCUCGGCAGCAAGGAUGAGAUCCAGUCUCGCGCGGAGAAAGAGGAAGACCGCCAGCAGGUCAGCCAGGUCUGGGGUGUAUUGCAUGGAUUACCCGCUCGCCAGCAGAUGAUUACUCCGUGGUUCAUCCUAAUUACUCUCAUGACUAUUUUACAAAUGAUCCGGAUGAACUACUUUAUCGCUACCAUCCGAGCACAGUAUGAAUACAUGCUCAAUUCGAUCGAAGCAGCCGAACAAAUCAAUACCUUCUUUGAUGUCGCGUUGCCGGUCGGUGGUGUGUUAUUCACGCCUUUCAUCGGUUUCUUGUUGGAUCGCCUGAGUGUGCCUUCGCUCCUUGCACUGAUCGUGGCUUUUACUACUAUUAUUGGCGUGCUCAACUCGAUUCCUACCUUGUGGGCCGGCUAUAUGACAGUCGUGCUAUUUGUUUUGUUGCGACCUUUGUAUUAUUCUGCCAUGUCGGACUACGCCACAAAGGUGUUUGGCUUCGCAACCUUUGGUCGCGUCUACGGAACUAUCAUCUGUCUUUCCGGUCUCGCAAAUUUCUCCCAGUAUGGACUGGAUGCACUGACCCACCACACAUUCCACGAAAACCCGAUCCCGAUCAACGCGUUCUUGACAGUAUCUGGAUUUGUGGUCGGGGUUGCGCUGGUAGGCUUUGUCACCGUGCAAGGUCACAGACUGAGUGCCCAGGCAGAAGCGGAUGAAGAAAGGGAGCCAUUGCUGGAGGAGGACGAGGAAGACAGCGAUGGAUAUGGAUCUAUAGGUGGUCAUUAA
Messenger RNA from Penicillium longicatenatum, 1734 nucleotides. RefSeq names its product putative MFS transporter. The transcript has 4 exons. The record is from RefSeq and is a predicted model, not a curated record. The coding region runs from base 1 to 1734 and encodes 577 amino acids. NCBI's taxonomy places the organism in Eukaryota, Fungi, Ascomycota, Eurotiomycetes, Eurotiales, Aspergillaceae. Gene Ontology annotation, molecular function: transmembrane transporter activity. Gene Ontology annotation, biological process: transmembrane transport. Gene Ontology annotation, cellular component: fungal-type vacuole membrane.